AUGAGGGUAUACGUAGUGGUCAUCGCUGCCGCGGCUCUGCUGGGCCUCGCGGGCGCGCGCGUGUCCGACCCGCAGCACCCCGAGUUGCCGCCGGGCGGGCGAGCAGCGCCGGCCGCCGAGUUGCUCGCCAGCUACUGGUACGAGGACGCGCGCGCGGCCAUCGCGGCGCGGCGGCCGCUGGCGCGCGGCGGCGGCGCGGCGCGCAACGUGGUGCUGUUCCUGGGCGACGGCAUGUCCGUGCCCACGCUGGCGGCCGCGCGCGCGCUGCUGGGCCAGCGCGCCGGCCGCCCGGGCGAGGAGGCGCAGCUGGCCUUCGAGGCCUUCCCCAGCGUCGGCCUGGCCAAGACGUACUGCGUGAACGCGCAGACGGCGGACUCGGCGUGCUCCGCCACGGCCUACCUGUGCGGCGUGAAGGCCAACGGCGGCACGCUGGGCCUGGCCGCCGCCGUGCCGCGCGGCAACUGCUCGGCGUCGCUGCAGCCCGCCGCGCGCCUGGACUCGGUGGCGGCGUGGGCGCUGCAGGCCGGCCGAGACGCGGGCAUCGUGACCACCACGCGCGUGACGCAUGCAUCGCCGGCCGGCGCCUACGCGCGCGCCGCCGACCGCAACUGGGAGAACGACGCGGCCGUGCGCGCCGCCGGCCUCGACCCCGCCUCGUGCCCCGACAUCGCGCAGCAGCUGGUGCACGCGGCGCCCGGGAACCAGUUCAAGGUAAUUUUGGGAGGAGGCCGACGGGAGUUCUUGCCCGAGACCAGCGUAGACGAGGAGGGCACACGCGGCCUGCGUACUGACGGCAGGAACCUGAUCGACGAGUGGCAGCGCGACAAGGCGGCCCGCAACGCGAGCCACCAGUACGUGUGGCACCGUGACCAGCUGCUGGCCGCCAAUGCCACGCCGCCCGACUUCCUGCUGGGCCUGUUCGAGGGCAACCACCUGCGCUACAACAUGCUCACCGACCCCGCCACCGAGCCCUCGCUGGCCGAACUCACCGAGGUGGCCAUCCGCAUGCUGCGCCGCAACGACAAAGGCUUCUUCCUGUUCGUGGAGGGCGGCCGCAUCGACCACGCGCACCACGACAACCAGCCGGCGCUGGCGCUGGACGAGACCAUCGAGCUGAGCGCGGCCGUGGCGCGCGCCGCCGCGCUGCUGGACGAGGCCGACUCGCUGCUGGUGGUGACGGCCGACCACGCGCACGUCAUGGCCUUCAACGGCUACAGCGCACGCGGCGCCGAUGUGCUGGGUGCGUCGCGCAGCCGCGACGCCGACGGCGUGCCUUACAUGACGCUGUCCUACACCAACGGGCCGGGGCGGCGGCGCGACGUGGGCGAGCGGCGCGCCGACGUCACGCAGGAGCCCGACUUCCGGACGCCGCGCUGGGCCGCGCACGUGGACGUGCCGCUUGCGUCGGAGACGCACGGCUCGGACGACGUGGCGGUGUUCGCGUGGGGCCGCCACAACGAGAUGUUCUCGGGCCUGUACGAGCAGAGCCACGUGGCACACCGCCUGGCCUACGCGGGUUGCUUCGGGCGCGGCGAGCAGGCGUGCGGCGCGGCGCGCACCCUGCGGCCCGGCCUGGCCGCGCUGGUGCCGCUGCUGGCGCUGCUGCGGCUGCGCGGCUGA
Pararge aegeria (speckled wood butterfly) is the source of this 1620-nucleotide messenger RNA. Its product is annotated as membrane-bound alkaline phosphatase-like. Gene Ontology annotation, molecular function: alkaline phosphatase activity. The record is from RefSeq and is a predicted model, not a curated record. The transcript is spliced from 5 exons. Bases 1 to 1620 code for a protein of 539 amino acids. Gene Ontology annotation, biological process: dephosphorylation. Lineage: Eukaryota; Metazoa; Arthropoda; Insecta; Lepidoptera; Nymphalidae.